Molecule: messenger RNA, 3181 nt
Organism: Elgaria multicarinata webbii
Lineage: Eukaryota; Metazoa; Chordata; Lepidosauria; Squamata; Anguidae
Product: ADAMTS-like protein 2
Exons: 18
Coding region: 1-2991 (996 amino acids)
Biological process (GO): extracellular matrix organization; proteolysis
Cellular component (GO): extracellular matrix
Molecular function (GO): metalloendopeptidase activity
Source: RefSeq, a predicted model, not a curated record
AUGGCCGCCCCUCCCGCCUUCUCCUCCCGCCGGCUCCUUGCACCGGCGUCGUUGCUCUUGCUGCUUGCCUGCGCCCUCCGCGCUAAGGACAGUAGUGAGGCAGCAGAAGGAGCUGGAGCCUGGAAUGAAGAGGUGACCAAGUGGUGGGGAGAAUGGAGCUCCUGGUCCACAUGCUCCCGCACCUGUGGAGGGGGUGUGAUGUCCCGAGAGAGGCACUGCUUGCGGCAGCGGCUACAAGUAUCUCAGGGAACAAACAGCAGCAUGUGCCUGGGUCAGUCCAAGCACUACCAGCUGUGCCAGCAACAGCUCUGCCCUGCCAACGCAGCCAGCUUCAAGCAGCACCAGUGCGCCAGUUUCAACGCCAAGGCCUUUGGGAAGCACCAUUAUCACUGGAUGCCUCUUUAUCCAGAUGAUUACACCAGCAUCUCUAACAAGCCUUGUGAUCUCCAGUGCACUACCAGGAAUGGAGAGAGGCAGCUGAUGGCCCAGGCCCAGGAUGGCACGUCAUGCAAGGACAGGACCUACCAAGGGGUCUGCAUCAAUGGGAAGUGUGAGCCAAUAGGAUGUGAUGGCAGCCUCUAUUCUUCCCAGGUGAUGGAUCGGUGCCGGGUGUGCGGAGGAGAUGGAAGCACUUGCUACCGGGUUUCGGGCAGUUUCCGAAAGGGGAUCUCACAGUUAGGAUAUGUUUUCAUCACCAACAUCCCUGCUGGUGCCACAGACAUCCUCAUUAUUGAGCGAAGGAAAACAGAGAACAUCCUGGCACUAGCUGAUGAAUCUGGGCACUUCUUCUUCAAUGGGAAUUCUGCUAUUGACAAUCCACAGAACUUCAGAGUGGCUGGCACUGUGUUCAAAUACCGUCGGCCUUCAAACCUUCACUCUGAUGGCCUGGAGUACAUUAUUGCACAGGGGCCUACCAACCAAUCUCUCAAUGCCAUGUAUUAUAACUUCAAUGGGAAGAUGCCCCAUGUCACAUAUGACUACACAGUGCCAAGGGCGCUGUCGACAGCUCUUCAUACCGUUCCCCCGGCCGUCAAGAGGCCUCUGUACCUUCACUUACCGGAGCCCAGCCACAAUCGCCAGGAUGUCAUGCCAUCCAUUUCCCAAGAUUUCAAUGCCACUUGGAUCUCCCUUGCACCAGAGGACAUUGGGGACCGUUUCCCACAGGAGAAAGAGCAUGGUGGUAUGGCCUUCAAUAGCCAGAACUAUUUCCUGGGUAACUCCUCCGCUCAACGCAAGGGCUGGAAACACGAGGCAGAGGAGGAAAGGUUUCAUUUCCACGUCCGACGCGUCUACCACACAAAUGGAGCAGGUGAGGGUGAAGAGGUGGCAGUAGGUGGAGAAACAGAUAUGGCCCUCAGACUCAAUCAGAUUACGAUCAGCACAGCCGUGCCCCACGGCGCAGCAAGGCCUGAACUCCGUGAGACCAGCAAGAUUGGGCCGCCUAGGUUGCGGCUUUUCCGGAAACUGUGUCUCCAGGAUCCACAAAAUGCUGCCUUUUGUAGGGAACUGCACUACCUGGCAAUCAAGCUGGGGAGGAAGAAUUCAACGGUGAGGUUUUGGGGUGACCCAUUGGUGGAGUGGCCAGAAGGACUGCGCAAGCCACCAGCAAAGGACAACUUUCUAGAGAAUAUGAAUGUUGAGGUUUAUGCAGUGGAUGAAGCAACAAAUGACACUGUAGGAGCUGCAUCUUCCAAACCCAGUUCCAGCUCCAGCCUUCAGAGUGGCUUUGAGAAUAAACCUCCCUCAGAACCUCUUCAGGCUCCUGGCACUGAAAGCAAUGACUUUGAGCUGAACCCCCUCGGCCAUGACGACAUCAGUUUGGCUGACAUGUAUCGCUGGAAAGUGUCGGCCUAUGCUCCUUGCAGCUCCACGUGCACAUCAGGGAUCAGCACCUCCUAUGCCCUGUGCAUCCGCUAUGAUGGAGUGGAAGUGGACGAAGCCUAUUGUGAUGCACUGACACGUCCUGAACCGACUCAUGAGUUUUGUGCAGGGAGAGACUGCCAACCGAGGUGGGAGACCAGCCGGUGGAGCGAGUGUUCCAGGACCUGUGGCGAAGGCUAUCAGUACCGAACAGUGCGAUGCUGGAAGAUGCUGGCUCCAGGCUUUGAUAGCUCUGUUUACGAUGACAUGUGUGAGUCAGCUGGGCUGGCCAGGCCCAUGGAGCGGAAAUCCUGCAAGAACAAAGCUUGUGGGCCGCAGUGGGAGCUGUCGGAGUGGUCUGAGUGUUCUGCUCGGUGCGGUGGUCCAGGGACAAUGAAGAGAGAAGUGCGCUGCUCAGUAGAAGCCAACCUGUGCAAUGAGUCAGUGAGGCCUGUCAGUGAGAAGGAGUGCUCAGGCCCUCCGUGUGACAGGCACUGGACUGCCUCUGACUGGGGACCGUGCUCAGGUUUGUGUGGUGAGGGACGGAUGAGCCGCUUUGUCACAUGCCGCAAUUUGGAGGGGAAGGUGAUCUCGGACUCCCAGUGCAACCCCAACGCCAAGCCUUUGUCGAUCUACCCCUGUGGAGAUAAGAACUGCCCUGCACACUGGGUUGAGCAGGAAUGGGAUCAGUGCAACGCCACAUGUGGCCGAGGUGUCAAGAUGCGGACUGUGCUGUGCGUGGGGCUAGAAAACGGCCUGUACAGGGAGUACUCUGAGAAGCGCUGCAAUGCUUUUCCCAAGCCAGAGGUCCAGGCAUCCUGUUUCAAGAGACCCUGUUCAACCUGGUUUUCAACCUCUUGGUCCCAGUGCAGCAAGACCUGUGGUACCGGCCUGCGUUUCCGCGAGGUGAAAUGCUACCAAGGAGAAGCCCUGGGACAAGGCUGUGAGCCUGCUUCCAAGCCUGAAGCCAAGCAGACAUGCCAGCUGCAGUUGUGUCCUACUGAUGCCCCAGAUGAAGACUGUGAAGACAAAGUAACAGCUAACUGUGUGCUGGUCCUCAAAGUGAAGCUCUGUUCACAUUGGUACUACAGGAAGGCAUGCUGUAGAUCUUGUAGGAUUAAGUCACCCUGAUUUCCCCACCUGACCAUUUAACGUCCUUGCCUGGAACAAGGGGCAAAAUUUCCUUAAGAGACAGACGUGACUGAAAUCUGCAUUUUAGAACAGAAGCCUUGGGGUCCCCUAGUUCACGGGGACCCCUAGUGAACAUCCCAUCCAGCUCCUAGAAUAUUUUCUGUAGCAGUGUUUACAGGCCUUUUCAAAC